Molecule: messenger RNA, 3058 nt
Organism: Xenia sp. Carnegie-2017
Lineage: Eukaryota; Metazoa; Cnidaria; Anthozoa; Malacalcyonacea; Xeniidae
Product: DNA ligase 3-like
Exons: 26
Coding region: 94-2430 (778 amino acids)
Biological process (GO): lagging strand elongation; double-strand break repair via alternative nonhomologous end joining; DNA recombination
Cellular component (GO): DNA ligase III-XRCC1 complex
Molecular function (GO): DNA binding; ATP binding; zinc ion binding
Source: RefSeq, a predicted model, not a curated record
GUGCAAGUUUAGGCAAAGUAUGACGUCAUUCCAAUAUGGCAGCCUAUAUUAUAUAUUAAAAAUGUGCUAGUUCGUUUUAUUUCUUUGAUAUGUAUGCUUCGUUUAGUUUCAAUCGCGAGUCUUUCAUAUCAUUUUGAAACUAGGGUAUUGUUUAAAUAUUCCUGUUACUUUUUAAAGAUGGGAGAACCGCGUUUUUUUGCAGAAUAUGCGAAGCAAGGUCGGGCCAAAUGCAAAACUUGUAAGGAAAAAAUUGAGAAGAAUUAUUUAAGAGUUGGUCGUUUGGUUGCUAACCAUUUCAGCAACGAUGGUGGUAUGAUGAAGGAGUGGUAUCAUACGAAAUGUAUGUUUGAUAAACUGAGUAGAGCGCGUAGUACAACAGAACGAAUAGAAACGACUCAAGAUUUGGAAGGUUUUGAUAUUUUGGAAAAUAGCGAUCAAAAAUUGAUUGAAAAAUACAUCACUGAGUUGGCCGAAUCAAAGAAACAUAGCCCUAAAUCAAAGAAAAAGAAGCAGACAAAGUUAGCCUUUGCAUUAAAUGCCAGCAUCUCCAAAAAAAGCCUUGAUAAAACUGAGACAGAAAGCGUUCACAAAGGACUGAGCAACGUUGAUAACUCGACAAGCUCAGUGACUCCGACAUCUUUUUACCAGUUCUGCCAAUUAUGUGGAGAUCUGUUCAAUGAAACAAGUUACAAAGCAAAAACGACCAUUGUAAAGAAAUUUUUAAUUAAAGUUAAAGAAAACGAAGGAGAUAUUUAUCUUGUCGUCAAGCUGCUGUUACCCAGUGCUGUAAAGAGAGUUUAUAAUUUACAAAACAAACAACUGGUUAAAUUAUUCAGUCAGAUUUUAGAUUGUAGUUUGGAAGAAAUGACUUCUGAUUUGGAUAAGGGUGAUGUCUCAGAAACAAUCAAGAAUUUCUUUGAAACCAGCAUCAACAAAACUCUGUUAAAGCAAAGUUGUUUGACUCUUCAAGAGGUUGAUGCUUUUCUUGACAAAAUGAGCACGUUAACUAGAGAAGAUGAACAGCAAAAUGAAUUGUCCAAAAUGACAAGGAGAUGUACAUCCACUGAUCUCAAGUACAUCAUACGUUUGAUAAAGCACGACUUGAAGAUCAACGCUGGUGCCAAACAUGUACUUGAUGCUCUUCAUACGGAUGCUUACACCGCGUUUCACGCUUCUCACAAUCUUCAAGAUGUUGUUGAACGUUGUUUGAAAAAGAAUGAUGACGUCACUGGUGUGUCACGUGAGCUGAGCAUCAAUACUCGAGUCAUGACACCAGUGAAACCGAUGUUAGCUGAAGCAUGUAAAUCAUUUGAUUACGCCAUCACGAAAUGUCCAAAUGGAAUGUUUGCUGAGAUCAAGUAUGAUGGUGAACGUGUACAGAUUCACAAGAGCGGCAAUGAUUUUCAGUUUUUCAGUAGGAGUUUGAAACCUGUUAUUCCUCAUAAGGUUUCUGAAAUCAAGGAGUUUUUACCAAAGGCUUGUCCACAUGGAAAUGAUUUGAUAUUAGAUAGUGAAGUUUUACUUGUGGAUCAUAAAACUGGUAAUCCUUUGCCAUUUGGUACACUUGGAAUACACAAGAAAUCAGCGUUUAAAGACGCCAAUGUCUGUCUGUUUAUUUUUGAUUGUUUGCAAUUCAACGAUGAGAACCUAAUGAAAAAACCAAUGGAAGAAAGAAGAAAGCUUCUUGAACGAAAUGUAAAGGAAAUAAAAAAUCACAUUAUGUUAUCUGAAACUAAACUUAUUCAGAGUAAGGAUGAGUUGUCUGAUUUGAUGAUGCGAGCCAUUAACGAAGGUCUCGAGGGACUGGUUAUGAAGGAUGUCAAGGGAAUUUACGAACCAGGAAAGAGACAUUGGCUCAAGAUGAAGAAAGACUAUUUGGAGGAAGGGUCUAUGGCAGAUACCGCUGACCUUGUUGUUCUUGGCGCGUAUUACGGUACUGGUAACAAAGGUGGCAUGAUGUCAGUAUUUCUUAUGGGAACGUACGAUGAAAUUUCAAAUAGCUGGCUAACGGUGGCAAAAUGUGGCAACGGUCAUGAUGACAAAACAUUAGAUGAAAUAAACAAGACUCUAAAAGUUGUUAAAAUUAGCAAGGACAGCACUAAGGUACCUUUGUGGUUAAAUGUUCAUAAAACUCUCGUUCCAGACUUUGUCGUGUUAGAUCCAAAGGCAGCUCCAGUGUGGGAGAUCACAGGCGCUGAGUUUAGCAAAUCGACGACCCAUACGGCUUAUGGGAUAUCAAUACGUUUUCCAAGGGUUACUAAAAUCCGUGAUGACAAGGAUUGGAAAAUGGCAACAAAUCUCAAAGAGCUGAAGAAACUUGUUGCAGCCUCCAAACAAACACCUGGUGUGACUUCAAGACAAAAACAUCAACAUCAUGUACUGACGUUAUUGGCACAGGGAAAGCGCUCGGUACUGUCGACGAGACUUUAAAAGAGCACGAUGGUCGAGGGGAGAAAAGAAAAAGUGACGAAGCAGAGUUAAAAACGUCAAUUAAAAAGGUCAGAUCAGAGAAUUGCUUUAAAAAGAAUCCUGUUGAUAUAGAAAAAGUCCCACAUUGCAAUCGAAAAUUGCAAAAAUGAAGGCAAAAGAAGAACUCACGUGAGUUUGCCUUCAAUAUUUUCUGGAGUCAAAGUAUAUAUUGCAAAUGAUGUUGAAGAUAAGAAGAAGCUGAGAAGAUUUGUCAUUGCAUAUGACGGUGAUGUUAUUCCUGAAUACGAAAAACAUAAUGCAACUCAUACUAUUUGUAACGAGAGUUCACCAAAAGAGAAUGGAAACAUCAAAAUAAAGCCAAGUUGGGUGUGGAACUCGAUUAAAGCAGCGAAAAUGUUACCCGAGGAAGAAUUUAAACCUUAGAAAGUAAUUUUUGCUCUUAUCAGCAAUGUAUUGUUGCGUGCAGCUUUUAACAGAAUGAAUGUAUUAUUUCGCAGUGAUAUGAGACGGUAGAUUUCUAUAUUUUGAUUCAUAUUUAACUAACAAGUGUAGGAUAAAAUGUAAUAUGUCUGAAUCAAAUGUAUUUAAACUGAUAUAGCUAAGUAUUAAAAAUUGAUUUAAAUUUAAA